Molecule: messenger RNA, 2187 nt
Organism: Alligator mississippiensis (American alligator)
Lineage: Eukaryota; Metazoa; Chordata; Crocodylia; Alligatoridae
Gene: TEKT3
Product: tektin 3
Exons: 10
Coding region: 557-2029 (490 amino acids)
Biological process (GO): cilium assembly; cilium movement involved in cell motility
Cellular component (GO): nucleus; microtubule cytoskeleton; sperm flagellum
Source: RefSeq, a predicted model, not a curated record
UCCCAGAAGAAGUAGUGGCUCCCCACCCCUUCUCCACUGUUUAUUCACAGAAGAAUUUGUGAAGCUUCAGCCAGGAGACAAGAAGCCACAGCCAUCUGAAGAAUGAGCUUUACACCACAGGCAGGAGGGGUAGUGCUGUGUCAAAUGCAGUUGCUGCUAUUUUGUUGAUGGGCAGGACUAGACCAUGUUUCUGCUCUUUGAUUUGCGGCAAAGUUGUUUGUGUUCACAUGUGAAAUGGGAUCCCACAACCCAUCAAAAUGAAGAACAAAAUGCAAGCGUGGAGUUGGUGGACAUGAGCCAAAGGACAAGACUAUAAGCCCUGGAUGAGGAAGAAUUGCAUCAUCUGGCAAGUGUUACGAACACCAUCCCAUGGAAAUGCUUCCUGUGGUUGGAAAUGCCGUCGGUGUUAGAGAAAGCAGGAUUCCAGGAAGUGCAUGGAAAUCUUGGAACCUUCUCAGAGGGACAUAUUCAACCACCUGACCCGGAUGAAAAUGACUCCUGCUUACACCUUUAAGAACUCACUGAAAGGACACAUAACUGAAUAAUACUUUUCAUCAUGGAGCUUGUAGGUUCUACUUUAAUGGCAACUUAUGCCCAUCCAAAACCAACACCUACUAACUUCCUACCAGCUAUCAGCACCAUGGCAUCAAGCUAUAAGAACCACUUUCCACACUACUCCUUAACCCAUAGCCUGAGCCUGCCUUGGAGACCGAGCACAUAUUAUAAAGUAGCAGCCAUCACUCCAACUUUGGCUCCAUUCUCCAAAGGUUUCCAAGGGUUAACCCAAAGCAAGAUGCUUCCUUUUGUUUCCAAUAGAACAGCCCUUUUCACGAGGUAUACCCCAGAUGACUGGUACAAGUCCAACCUGACCAAUUACAAAGAGUCCGAGACUUCCCGGCACAGUGCUGAGAGGCUCAGAGUGGACACCUCCCGGAUGAUCCAAGACAGAGAGCAGCAAACCAGGAAAACCCAAUCAGAAAUUACCAAGAAUCUGGGAGAACGGGUCAACGAUAUAAUAUUUUGGAAAUCAGAACUCAACCAUGAGAUAGAUGAGAUGAUUGGAGAAACUAAUGCUCUUACAGACAUGAAGAAACGAUUGGAAAGAGCUUUGGCUGAAACAGAAAGUCCUCUCCAGGUAGCUGAAGAAUGCUUACUUCACAGAGAGAAGAGGAUGGGGAUUGAUCUAGUGCACGAUGAUGUGGAAAAACAGCUGUUAACGGAAGUUGACGUCAUCAAAUCAUGUCAGGAGAGGAUGAGGCGCCACCUGGAUAAGGCGAUAGCGCAGCUUGCAUCUGACAGGGCAGCCCAGCACGAGCUGGAGAAAGACCUUGCCGAUAAGCAAACAGCUCACCGGAUCGAUGAUAAAUGUCAUCAUUUAAGGAACACUUCUGAUGGCAUCAGUUAUUACAGAGGAGUUGAGCGAGUGGAUGCCACGAUCUCUGUGCCAGAGUCCUGGGCCAAGUUUACAGAUGAUAAUAUUUUACGCUCUCAGAGUGAACGGACUGCCUCCUCCAAACUGAGGGAUGAUAUUGAAAACCUGCUGGUUGUGACUGCAAAUGAGAUGUGGAACCAGUUUAACAAAGUGAAUGUUGCCUUCACUAAUCGCAUUGCAGAGACAGCUGAUGCCAAAAAUAAGAUUCAGGCUCACCUGGCUAAGACUCUACAGGAAAUCUUCCAGACUGAGAUGACCAUAGAAGCCAUUAGAAAAGCCAUUAGGGACAAAGGACCUCCCCUAAAGGUAGCCCACACACGGCUGGAUGAGCGCACACGGAGACCUAAUGUGGAGCUGUGCCGGGACUCUGCCCAAUUACGACUUGUUAAUGAGGUCCAUGAAAUUGAUGACACAAUCCAGAGCCUUCAGCAGAGGUUGCGGGAUGCAGAGGAUACGUUGCAGAUGUUGGUCCACACUAAAUCUAACCUGGAGCAUGACCUGGCUGUCAAAGCUAACUCCCUCUUCAUUGAUCAGGAGAAAUGUAUGGGGAUGCGUAAGACCUUCCCUAAUACUCUCAGGUUGGUGGGUUACACAUAGACAGAUACAAUUCUGGAGAUGUUUCUUCACUGGUUCAUGAAAACUUGCUGUGGGGGAGGUUUUCUCUAUUGCACUAAAAUAUUUUAAAAAUCUGUGGUUAUAUUUUCACUUACUAAUGGACUCUCUAAAAAGUAAUUAAAAGAUCGUUUACUCUUUUA